UGUGCCUGCCCCGGGGAGUGGGUGGGCCCGGCCCGGGGCAGCCCAGCGGAGGCAGAAUGUUCACGUCCAAGUCCAAUUCGGUGUCACCCUCGCCCUCCCUGGAGCAGACGGACUCGGACGCGCUGGACAUCAGCACCAAAGUGCAGCUCUACGGUGUGCUGUGGAAGCGGCCCUUCGGGAGGCCGUCGGCCAAGUGGUCCCGGCGGUUUUUCAUCAUCAAAGAGAGCUUUCUUCUCUACUACUCUGAGAGCGAGAAAAAGAACUUUGAAAGCAAUAAAUACUUCAAUAUACAUCCUAAGGGCGUCAUCCCCCUAGGAGGCUGCCUGGUGGAGGCCAGGGAGGAACCCAGCAUGCCCUAUGCCAUGAAAAUCUCCCACCAGGACUUCCAUGGCAACAUCUUGCUGGCUGCUGAGUCCGAGUUUGAGCAGACCCAGUGGCUGGAGAUGCUACAGGAGUCCGGGAAGGUGACUUGGAAGAAUGCCCAGCUGGGAGAAGCCAUGAUCAAAAGCCUGGAGGCCCAGGGGCUGCAGUUGGCCAAGGAGAAGCAGGAGUAUUUAGACAAGCUGAUGGAGGAGACGGAAGAACUUUGCCUUCAGAGGGAGCAGAGAGAGGAGCUUGAACGCCUGAACCAGGUGCUGGAAGCCGAGAAGCAGCAGUUUGAGGAGGUGGUGCAGGAGCUGAAAAUGGAGCAGGAGCAGAUCAAAAGGGAGCUCGAGCUGACCGCAAGAUGCCUCAAGGGUGUGGAGCAAGAGAAGAAGGAGCUGAGGCACCUCACAGAGUCCCUGCAGCAGACGCUGGAGGAACUCUCCAUAGAGAAGAAGAAAACCCUGGCGAUGCUGGAGGAGAAUGAGAACCAGCUGCAGACACUGGCCAAUCAGAGUGAGCAGCCCCCUCCCAGUGGGGGUCUCCACAGCAACCUGAGGCAGAUAGAGGAGAAGAUGCAGCAGCUCUUGGAAGAGAAGCUCCUGGCUGAGAAGCGGAUGAAGGAGAACGAGGAGCGCUCUCGGGCCCUGGAGGAAGAGCGGGAGUUCUACUCGACCCAGUCCCAGGCCCUGCAGAACUCGCUGCAGGAGCUGACCGCAGAGAAGCAGCAGGCGGAGCGGGAGCUCAAGGCCGAGGUGAAGGUCCGCAUGGACCUGGAGAGGCGUCUGCGGGAGGCAGAGGGGGCCUUGCGGAGCCUGGAACAGGGGCUCAACUCCAAGGUGCGGAACAAAGAGAAGGAGGAGAGGAUGCGGGCUGACGUGAGCCACCUGAAAAGGUUCUUCGAGGAGUGCAUCCGGAACGCGGAGCUGGAGGCCAAGAUGCCGGUCAUCAUGAAGAACUCCGUGUACAUCCACAAGGCGGCCACUCGCCGCAUCAAGAGCUGCCGCUUCCACCGGCGCCGCUCCAGCACCUCCUGGAAUGACAUGAAGCCGUCCCAGUCUUUCAUGACCUCCCAGCUGGAUGCCAACAACAUGGAGGAGCUAAAGGAGGUGGCCAAGAGGCUCAGCCGGGACCAGCGCUUCCGAGAAUCCAUCUACCACAUCAUGGCAAACCAGCCAGGAGCGCCGUCGGUGGCUCCGCGGGGUGGGAAGUGAUGAGGGGGCCUCCCCUGCUUCCCAGGUCUUUGCUCAGCCGCUGGUGGGCGAGGGGGCAGCAGGGGGAGGUCUGACUCUACCCUCUCUGCUCGCCUCUGGGCCGGAGCUCCACCUGCAGCAGCCUCACCCUCAAAGCACAGGGAUGGCCCCUCGCUCUCCCAGACUCUACCCUACCCUCGUGUUUACAUCAGGCCCAGUCAGGCCCCAGCUGGGUCCUGCCUGGUGCUCACCUCGGGCUCACUUGGUGAGGCCAGGGGGGGCCUGGCUGCGCUUGGAGACCUUUUGGCUGGGGAGUGGCGUAGGCCAGGCCCACAGCCCUUUCUUGUGCCCACUACAUCUCUCUGUGAUGCUGUCUCCCUGUCCUUGUGUAUGAAGGCCUCCCCCCUCACCUUGUCACCUGCUUCCCCCUGUAGUUCCUAACCCUGUCUUUGCUUCUAAGGCCCACAGAUAUCCCGCAGCAAAGGCCCUCACUUUUACUACAUUGUGGGGCAGGGAAGAGAGGGGCCUAACACAGUGACUUUUGGGUUUGUGGCAUACCACACUUGCCAUGGUGUCUCCUUUCCUGAGGUUGGGCCCUGACGGAGGGGCUACCCACUCGCUCCCCUCCUCAGGAGAGUUCUCCCACCUGUGGCUUCAGGUGGCUUGGAGGGUGACGUGACCCUGCCCCUUUUCCCUCGCAUUCCUCCUGCUGGGUAUCUAGGGCCCAGGGCCCUGACUGAGAUAUGGGGCCGGCAGUGAUUCUGAGGGCUCUCCUAGAUGACAAGUAGUAAGCUCAGGGGAUGGGAUAAGGUGGCAUUGCUUCCUACUGGUUGGAUAAGGAGGAAGCUGCUUCUGGCUGUGGGGGCCCUGUUGGUCUGUGGGAUCACAGCUGCCUCCCUCUGAGCUGCUCCUGCUUUAGCCACCUUGCGGCCUCCUCUCCCUGCAGAGGCUUUACCCACUGAAGCAAUGUGACCCUGGAAGAUGAAGGGCCUGGACCUGUAUAAGACCAGUAGCCAUUGGCUGGCCCCAUGUCAUUGGGGGUGAAGCUGAACCAUCUUGCUGGUGGUCUGUGAGGGGGCAGCCCUCAGCCACAGACCGACCGCUCUUCUCUCUUCCUAGCCACACUCUCCAAAGCUGCCUGGGUCUGUUGAUCUCUGCCAGAGAAAGGGGGUGUACCUGGGAUCUGGGUGCUCAUGGUCACUGUUGGUAUUAAAGGUGCUGAUCUGCUGCUGCUUGGCAAACGGAGCGAGGAGCCCGGUCUGAGCGGUGCACAGAUGGCUGCCAGGCACGCGCCAGCAGAGGUGCUGCCCCCACCCCCCCAAAUGCGACGGCCUGCCCAGGCCAGGCCGCGGUGCACUGCUCACGGUGCUCACGGCUGCCCAGCAAAGCUAAGGGGGACUCAACUAAAGUCCUGGGUGGACUCUGAUGGCUUUAGCCGGUCUCUGCGGAAGCCGGGUGGGAACAGGGGCAGAGACACUUAGAAUUGAUGCGUCUGAAAAGGGAUGAGUCUAGGGGCGCCUGGGUGGCUCAGUGGGUUAGGCCACUG
Molecule: messenger RNA, 3102 nt
Organism: Neogale vison (American mink)
Lineage: Eukaryota; Metazoa; Chordata; Mammalia; Carnivora; Mustelidae
Gene: PLEKHD1
Product: pleckstrin homology and coiled-coil domain containing D1
Exons: 13
Coding region: 57-1577 (506 amino acids)
Source: RefSeq, a predicted model, not a curated record